This is a messenger RNA of Nomia melanderi (Alkali bee), 1858 nucleotides long. RefSeq names its product GTPase Era, mitochondrial. The record is from RefSeq and is a predicted model, not a curated record. Gene Ontology annotation, molecular function: ribosomal small subunit binding; rRNA binding; GTP binding. Gene Ontology annotation, biological process: ribosomal small subunit assembly. NCBI's taxonomy places the organism in Eukaryota, Metazoa, Arthropoda, Insecta, Hymenoptera, Halictidae. Gene Ontology annotation, cellular component: mitochondrial matrix.
CUACUGCACCAUCUCCUUAGGGUAACGCUACAUCCCCCCACUUCACUAAUUCAAGAAGUAGUAAGAGCGUUCGAUGGCACUUUCAAUAAUGUUUACAAAAAAAAGAAAAUCAUAAUAAAAUACAUUAUUUUAUGACACCAUUAUUUUCAAGUACUCCUCAGUCAACAGUUCAUGUCAAUAAUCAAGGAGUGUUAAGUAACAGAGAUUUUCUUACACAUCAUUACUAUUUUAACAUAACCUAUAGGAUAAUUUGUAAUUUAUAAAACUGAAUCUUAUUGUAAAACCGAGGAAUGUAUUGACAGUUCUGUUGAGACUGUUUAUCAUACCCUACAAACAAUGUUAAUUCAGAUUGGAAGGUUCCGAUUUGGAACGCAAUUAUUUAAACAAUGUUUGUUUUACUCUACUGCGAAAUUUGAUGAAUUCCAUGCAGAAAAAUGCAUAGUACAACCUGAUGAUAAUCUACCAUCACGUGCAGAAGAAUGUAUAGUACAACCUGAUGAUAAUCUACCAUCACAUGCAGAAGGUACAAAAUUCUUAAAGGUUGCUAUCUUAGGAUUACCAAAUACUGGAAAGAGUACCCUAAUAAAUGCCCUCGUACAGAGACCGAUAUGUCCAACAUCUUCGAAAGCUCAUACUACAACUUACAAGGCAAAUGCAAUAUAUUCAGAAGGAGAUACACAGAUUGUUUUUAUGGAUACUCCUGGAUUCGCAUCAAAAAAUGAGAUGAUAAAGUUUGAAUUAAGUAAAGCAUUUAAGAAGGAUCCAGUCACAUCAAUAAUUGAUGCAGAUAUCAUUGGAGUAUUGCAAGAUGCAACAAAUGUGUAUACUAGACAUACAAUGACUAGGUAUAUGGUUAACGAUUUAAAUAAGAGGAAAGAGAAUACACCUGUAAUAUUAAUUUUCAAUAAAGUUGAUAAACUCACAAAUAAGAAAAUAUUGUUGGAAUUAGUAACACAGUUACAAAAGAAUAAAUAUAUUCCAAAGUUUGAUGAUAUUUUUAUGAUAUCCGCCCUCACUGGAGAUGGUGUAGAUGAUUUAAGGAAUUAUCUGCUUGAUAGUGCCAAAAAGAACAAAUGGCAAUAUGAACAGAAUUUGUACACGGACCAGUCACCUGAAAGUAUAGUGAAGCAAACAGUAAGAGCAAAAUUGUUGGAUUUGCUUCCAACUGAUAUGCCAUAUGUAACAGAGGUAGAUGUUCAGCAUUAUGAUGUCAGCAAAGACGGUACUGUCACUUGCGUAGUAUUAUUAAAAUGUCCCAGAAAACAUAUAAAAAAUACUUUAGUAAAAAACCGUGGAGAAAAGUUAAGACUAAUUGCAGUUGUCAUAGAAAGAGAAUUACGGCAUGCUUUUAAAACUAAUGUUUUUGUACGUUUAAUUGCACUAACAUUUUCUAAGGAACAAAAUUGUUAUUUAUAAAAUAAAUUUAAGUUCAUGUUAUACUGUAAUUAAAAAAAUAUUUAUAGUAGUUCCUUUUAUACACAGAUUUAGAAAUUAAUAAUUCCAUUUUUGUAAAAUAUCACUGGCAGUUAUUGUUAGUAUUACAAUUAAAAUAGGGAAAGAUGAAGUCAGUCCCUUUAAGAUUCUCUUCUAUCCACUUAUCGGCUUUGGCAUCAAGACUCGGAGUGAACAUGUCCCUCCAACCACCGCUUUGCCCGUUUCUGACAAAUGCUCCCGCUGUUAUAAUAUUGCACUGUUUCAGCUCAGAUGAGUUGACCAUUGGAUUGUUUUUGAAAUUCUCGAUAUUUAAAUAAUCUGCUACCUGUCUUAAUUGUUCCUCUGUAUAGGUCUUUCCAAGAAAUUUGGCAACUUUUUUAGUAGCUUUCAGAAAAUCCUAAAGAUGAAACAGAGAAAUAAGGAU